This is a messenger RNA of Cicer arietinum (chickpea), 1533 nucleotides long. RefSeq lists its product as uncharacterized. NCBI's taxonomy places the organism in Eukaryota, Viridiplantae, Streptophyta, Magnoliopsida, Fabales, Fabaceae. The record is from RefSeq and is a predicted model, not a curated record.
CACAAAGAAGAAGCCACAUAAACAGUUAUUACAAUUUAAACUAAACUUCAAUUCUUCGGCAACCAAAUGGUGACGUCCGGCGACGGAGUGGACGACUCUUAUCGGUCACUUCCGUCGCUGUAUUUGGCCUUCUUGUCGAUCUGGUUCUUCUCUGCUUUCUCAUGGACCGCUUACACCUACAAAACCCGUCAUUUUCAGUGGAAUAAUUUGCAGUUGACACUUACUUCGAUUCCGUUGAUUAAAGCAUUGCAGCUCAUGCUGUCCUUCCUCUUCUGGUAUUCAUGCUUCAAUUUUCAGGCAUGCUCUCUGUGGAUGUCAUUUGGUGUAUACGUAACUGGGGUGCUCUUUCAGACAGCUGCUUUUGUUUCUUUUUUGCUCAUUUCUCAUGGCUACUGCAUCAUGUGUGAGCACCUUUCUUUAUAUGAUCGCCGUUCAACUGCCGCACUUGCUUGUGUCUUUUACUUGACUCUAGUUGGGUACAAGGCUUCUGUGCCAUACUUCACUGUGCUUUUGCUACUAAAUUAUUUCAUUUCAUUUUAUGUAAUAUUCCACCAUAUAUCCCAAAACCUACUAGUGUUGCGAGAACAAUUGAGUGUCAUAGAAAAUGAGGAUGUUCGAGCAAUGCAUGAUGCUGUGUAUAAAAAGUACAUAAUGUUCAAGAAAUUUCAGGGUGCAAUGCAGAUGGUAGCUACGGCAGAAACUGUGAUAUAUAUGAACAUUUGUGACUCCUCGGAGAGUUACUGGCUUCGCUUAUUGAUCAGAGAAUGGGCACAAUUUUGCAUCUUUGUAUAUAUUGGAUGGAUUUUCAGAUCACAAGAUUUGGCACCACACUUCUCUGUUAUGCCAGACACAAAGUGUAAAGGCGAGACUCUUAUGCCUCCCAUCUACAGCAUUGAAAUGGAUGCAGCAACCUUUAAAGAAUUUAGUAGUCACGAAUGGCACAUUGGGUUGCCAACUUCCACUAUUCAUGAUGAAUGCUCCAAAAACGAAGUUCUGGUAAUCAUUCAGCAUCCUCGAGCACAGAGGCUAAGAAAACUCGACGCGUUUACUCAUUGCACUGACUGCUUUGCUGAGACAGACGUCAAUACAAAUUCAUCUUCAUGCCAAAUACAAAAAUAUAGCUAGCAACAUGAUGAAUUAUACCUGCAUUACUUGCUUAGGCUUUUUUCUUGCAGCUAGCAUAACCAUCAACUUUUUCUUGGUUUAGAAAUUACUAGGUAAGGGCAAAAAGGAGCCCUAGUUCCCAUUAAAAAAUGGUGCAAAAUUAAAUGGUACGUAAAUUGUGGAUAGUAAAUUGAAGCCAUGUUGAAUCUAACAUAUUACGAAUUUAGCAAAUGGAACUUAAACCAUCUAGUCGAAAUAUGAGUCAUUCAGUCUUCUUUCAACGACUUCAAUUUACUAACCUUACUAUACUAUGGCAAAACAGUGAGUUUUAGAUUGUGUAGCACAGUUUCAGGUUAGAGGCAUCUGCAAAUAUGUAUCAAUAUACUAGUAUUAUCAAAGUAAUGAUUAGUGUGCAUAUUCUUUAUUUCA